Messenger RNA from Boeremia exigua, 1748 nucleotides. RefSeq lists its product as uncharacterized. The record is from RefSeq and is a predicted model, not a curated record. Bases 372 to 1748 code for a protein of 458 amino acids. Lineage: Eukaryota; Fungi; Ascomycota; Dothideomycetes; Pleosporales; Didymellaceae. The transcript is spliced from 3 exons.
GGCUGGCCGAACUGCUUAGCUCCGUGAAUCUUGACCUCCACAACGUCAGACCCCACCACGUAGGCACAGCCGCUCAAGCCGACCGAAACAACAACAGCCCUAGGUAAGUUCAAAAAAGGGUUCUUAUUGAUCGCACUGCAGCCGACGAGAUCAUCUACUACUCACAACCCCUCGCGUCCUCGGGCCCAGCUUAGCUGCGAGCUUGCAGCCAACACUGUCCUUCCAGCGUCUCCCCAAUGCAGGCCUGUCAUAAGGAAGUCUGGUUGUUCUCUAUCCUCGCGGUCCACGAUCGCGCUUUACUGCCAACGCAGUCUGCUUCUUCUCCAGUAGCUUGAAAUAAACACCCACCGACUGUGUUAUCGCCCCUCGAUAUGGCCAGCCUCUGUAUCCUUGCGGACGAACUGAAGCUCCUGAUCUGCCACCAUCUCGAUGGCGACGCGAAGAGCCUCAAGAAUCUUGCUCUAACAUCCCGGGCCACCCGUGACUGCGCUCUUGUGGUCCAUAAACAAAAUUCCCUCAUCGAUCUUUCCACAGGCAGUGCUAAAGUGGUGCACAAGGUGAUGGCACACCUACUGGCACUCGCAAGCGACAGUGCCGCGAUUCCACCGAUAUCCACCAUCGCCAGCACAGGUGAUCCGUUUGCGGACACGCUUCUCAAACAUGCAUCGAACUUCACGUCCCUCAAGCUCGACAACAUCGAUACCCUGCGAGAAGACAAGAUUUGGAUCAAUGAUAAGGUGCUUGGGCAGUACAUGUCUCUCAUUUCCAAGCUUGCGCCGGUGACAAUGUACGGAGCUCAGAUAUGGCGCAAGAGGCUUUUGGAAGGAGACAUACGUGAUCUCUUGCAACUUCUUCUGAGAGUUGCGCGUCACAUCACCACGCUCGAGAUGUCAGGCUCCCUAGAAUGGAUGGCGCAGACAGACGUACGGGGCGCCUGCCCUGCGCUUCGUACUCUCAAGCUUGUGGGAAUACAUAACUACACCAUGGAGCGCACUUGCGGUCACAUCCUACGAGUACCGACGCUAGAGGUGCUUGAGUUUGCCAGAAUGGACGUGUCCAUCUUCACGCUCGAUUUCGUUGACACUGCUCAUAAGUUGUCGAUCUCCUCGCUCCACUUCCUUGAGUGCUAUGUAUCUCCCAAAGCGCUGGAAAAGGCUAUCUGCGCUUGCCGUACACUGGAGACAUUUAGGUACACACUCUGUUGGGAGAAGCCGGCACCCGCCUUAACGCACUACAAUAUUGCCAGGCUGAUUAAGAAUCUUGCAUCCCACAGCACUACGCUGAAGCAUGUCACCAUUCUCACUUCGGGGGUGCUGUUGCGCAAUACAUACCGUGACUCAGAUGGACUAGCACAGCUCGAGGUACUAAGGACACUGGCCAUCAGCCAUGAUCUCCUGCAUCCUCUUCACGUCAACGCGGAUGCCGGCCGGCGCAAACCCCGGCAACUCAAGAAACUGUCUAAAGUCCUACUAUCGCUGAAACCGUCGCUCCAACGCCUGGAACUGCACGACUGUGACAAGACGUCGGUGACCAAGACGUUACUCGAUGUCAUGCACCAGAUGGCGGACGUCAGUCCUCUGCCAAAUCUGUGCACUAUCAAGGUCGUGUCUGAGCCUCCGCGCCAUCCACUCCCACACGAGCUGCAGGAGUUGGAAGACUUGACUCGUCGGAUUGGGGGUCUUGGUCGCUCGCAGGCGUUGCGAGAAGCGGCUGCGCGCACUGAACUUCAUCUGGAGCUCGAUCCUUGA